This is a messenger RNA of Fibroporia radiculosa, 1038 nucleotides long. RefSeq lists its product as uncharacterized. Bases 1 to 1038 code for a protein of 345 amino acids. Gene Ontology annotation, cellular component: nucleus; condensed nuclear chromosome. Gene Ontology annotation, molecular function: double-stranded DNA binding; ATP-dependent DNA damage sensor activity; single-stranded DNA binding. The record is from RefSeq and is a predicted model, not a curated record. The transcript has 18 exons. NCBI's taxonomy places the organism in Eukaryota, Fungi, Basidiomycota, Agaricomycetes, Polyporales, Fibroporiaceae. Gene Ontology annotation, biological process: DNA recombinase assembly; DNA strand invasion; chromosome organization involved in meiotic cell cycle.
AUGGUCCGUCGUACUGCUUCCCAAGCUGCCCCAUCCCGACCCACCAGUCCUCAGGGAGACGACUAUGACGAGGGACCCUACUUCGACAGCGUCGACGAGCUGCAGCAACAUGGCAUCAAUAUGCAAGACAUUCUGAAAUUGAAGGCGGCCGCCAUCAAUACGGUAUCCGGUGUAAACAUGACAACGAGGAGGCAAAUGCUAAAGAUAAAAGGAAUGUCCGAGGCUAAAGUCGAGAAGAUCAAGGAAGCCGCGCAUAAGGUCCUAGGCUCCUCGUUCGCCACUGGCCUUGAGAUUCAGGAAAAGCGAAAGCGAGUGCUGAUGGUCAGUACCGGCAGCAAAUCUGUAGAUACUAUCUUGGGCGGUGGCAUCAUGUCUCAAUCUAUCACAGAAGUCUACGGCGAGUACCGCACAGGGAAGACUCAGCUUGCGCAUACCAUGAGUGUUGUGACCCAGCUACCUCCCGACAUGGGUGGCGCUGCAGGAAAGGUGGCAUACAUCGAUACAGAAGGUACCUUUAGGCCCGAUCGUAUCAGAUCGAUUGCACAGCGGUUCGGGGUGAAUGGCGAUAUGGCGCUGGAGAAUAUAUUAUACGCGCGGGCGUUCAACAGUGAGCACCAGAUGGAAUUGAUCAACGAGUGCUCCAUCCGCUUCGCAGAGGACAAGGACUUCCGGCUUUUGAUUGUGGAUAGCAUCAUGGCGUGCUUUCGUACCGACUAUUCCGGAAGAGGAGAAUUGAGUGAGAGACAGCAGAAACUUGCCCAAAUGCUCUCCAAACUCAGCAAGUUGUCGGAAGAGUAUAAUAUCGCAAUCCUUCUGACUAACCAGGUGCAAUCCGAUCCUGGAGCCGUGAUGACAUUUGUGGCUGGAGGUGCCCUGAAGCCUAUCGGCGGGCACAUUCUUUCCCAUGCAUCCGCAACAAGGAUGUUCCUGCGCAAAGGUCGCGCUGAGGAGCGCGUUGCAAAACUGGUCGAUAGUCCAGAUAGACCGGAAAGUGAAGCAUCUUACAAGCUCGACGAAGGCGGCUGGGCGGACGUCUGA